AAAGCCGCAUCGGCGACAGUAGUUUUAAUUUGUUUUUAUUGUUAUUAGUUUUAAUUAAUGUUAUAAUUAAUAAGUGUGUGCUGGAACCGUAGUAUUGUCUAGUCCUGUAAUAUAUCCCGCUCGCAAUCUGCUAUGCAAUGACUUUUAUUGUGCCAUAAAAUAUACAUUUGACGACUCUUUGUUCCCGAGGUGUUGUUUUCUUGAGAUUCGGGCGGCCGUUCCGGGUGGAACACUCAGCUAAACUUCCAAUUUAGUGCUAACAUUACGAUCUAGCCUCGGGAGGUUCCUGAAAACCAGUUUGAAACCAUUAUUGUUGUUUCGAAAUCUGUGUAUUUGGAGUGGUGUUGAAAUGGCGAGCAUACUCAAUGUUUCCCAAACAAAUCGAUGUUUACUGGCUAUAAAUGAAAUUCUGGUGGUCCAAUAAGAAUCCUACAUGAAAAUGUCUGUUCAGAAUCAGCAGGCAGUGUGGUCAGUGAAGGAAACAAUUGAUUCUAAGUAUGAAAAAUGUCGAAAUAUCACUGAAGAGAUUUAUAAAAGAAUAAACAUAACAUUUCAAAUAAAGCAGCUUGAAACGGCAGCGCAGAGUGAUGGCUCCGACCACAGCGAGCAAAUUGACAGCAAUGAACUGAGCAACGAAACCGAUCUGUUUGCGUGCGACAAGACCAGCAUAUCAAGUAGCACUGAAGCUGAGAAACCGACUGCCAAGUUCGUAAACAUCAACAAUAAUGAGGAGAAACCUAAGAAACCGGUGGUUGUAUACAAGAGACCAAGAAAACGAUUCCGCAAACGUGUAAAGAAGCGGCAAUCGAAACAGCGGAGCGAUUCAGACGGAUCCAGCGAUGAGGCGCUCCCGCUUAGCCGGAUGGUGGAAGGGGCCAAAGAGUUGGGGGCCACCGAGCGGGGGGCCACCGAGCCGGGGGCCAACAGCGACUCGCCGGAUCGCGUGAUGGGCGUGCCUAAUGUAGUCAUACUCGCAAAAGACUUAAUGAAACCAAAAAUCCAGCCAGCCGAUAAGAGGUCAACGAACUCUCUAAACAGAGACAGCAAGAAAUCGCAGAGCGAGACGGAGAACUCAGAGAGAACCAUUCCGACCAUAAACAAAACAGAUCCGGCCAUAGAGAAGAAAGAUUCGGCCAUAGAGAAGAAAGACCCGGCCAUAGACAAGAUAGGGGCGGGAAAAGAUGGCAAAGGCAUAGAUUACAAAAGUUGCAACAUGUGUAGUCUGUCGUUCAGAGGCGAGAGAGGAUUGAGGCGACACAUCACCAUGUCUCAUUUGAUAGAACCAAUUAAACCCAAUGAUAUGAAGCCAGCUUAAGUAAGACCUAGUUUAGCCAUAAAGAACAAGCACACUUAUCAACUCUGAAACGGAUCGUAACCGUAUCAACCCGAGGCGCACCGUAACGUAAACGCCUCGCGGUUGACAGCGCGGUGAAAGUGUUGUGUUGAUCCCUUUCCGCGUUGAUAAGUGUGCUAUGACCUUUAAUUGUCAACAUUAGUGCUUAAUGCGGGUAGUUGUGAAGCCAUGAGAAAUGUAAUGAAUAUGUGUUCUCAAAUAUUCGCACGUUUUCUCAUGGGGAUAUCAAAUAGAAAGAGCAUUAAAAAUGCACUGUUAAGUACGAAUUGUAGGUCUCGUUCUUAACUUAGUCAAUGCCUGAGGCAUGGGAGGGGUGACAUUAACAUAAAAUAUUAUGACGUGACAGAACAUACAAAUCUUAUAGAUGACCCACGCUG
Molecule: messenger RNA, 1731 nt
Organism: Ostrinia furnacalis (Asian corn borer)
Lineage: Eukaryota; Metazoa; Arthropoda; Insecta; Lepidoptera; Crambidae
Exons: 5
Coding region: 434-1315 (293 amino acids)
Source: RefSeq, a predicted model, not a curated record